This is a messenger RNA of Miscanthus lutarioriparius, 501 nucleotides long. The record is from the annotation of a GenBank genome assembly. NCBI's taxonomy places the organism in Eukaryota, Viridiplantae, Streptophyta, Magnoliopsida, Poales, Poaceae.
AUGAACCCCCAUCGACCCCACCAUGCCUCCACCCAAUGCGGCAACGCCAGUCAAAACUUGCGAUUCUGGCCUCUGCUGCCGAUCCUCAUUGUCAUUGUGGCCGCUGUUACGGCGACAUCUGCCGCCUCAACGGUACAUGUUGGUACUCAUAAGAACUUCAUUUUGCUGCGAGUCCUUGACGACAACAAGGCUUUUUUGGGCCUUCACUCUCUCCUUGUCAUCAGUCAUCACAGGUGUGGGGAGACCUCCAUUCGAACAGGAGGGGCAGUGAGGACGAGGCAACUUUUGGCCAUGCCGUCAAGUGACAAUCCUACGGAGGCAAGGACGAUGGUGGAGGAUAUGCGGUUGGGUAUCACAAGGGUUGCAGCAGAAAUGCCAAAACCUACGAUAUUCUUCAAGGCCUGCGAGCUGUUAGGGGUGAAACCUGAAGAAGCUGUUUGGGGCAGUGAUGUUUACUCCUUCAAGGGGUUGCAGAACUGUAUUGUAAGUUGUUCUCCUUAG